UUGAACUUUUACUUUAUUGAAAAAUUCGAUUGACUUAAAGGAUUUGAACAAUUGCAAAAGGAGAUCGUCAAGAACCAGAUUAAGAAUGAGGAAUUGAAGUGGGAAAUUGAGAAAAUUGAGCUGAGAGAAAAGAGAGUAUAUCAAUCAGACUCACAAAGUGUCAAAGAAGUUGGAAUUCAGCAUGAUGACUAUCUGGACGAAAAUUUCAAAAAGAAAAUCACAAAAAGCCACAUUAAAAUUCUUAAAAAGAUCGAAGACCUCCCUCACAUAAUCUCAGCCCACUUAAAAGACGAAAAACCUCCUCCUUCAAAAUCCCAAGUGAAACGCUACAGUUCAGAAUUCGGCUACGUUUCAAUAAUCGAAGAUUCUUCGAAAGCAUAUCCAAACCUUCUUGAGCCAUCAUCCGUUGAAAUGCAUUCCCAAUCUUUCUCAGUUCCAACUGAAUAUCUUCAGUUUU
Moneuplotes crassus is the source of this 457-nucleotide messenger RNA. NCBI's taxonomy places the organism in Eukaryota, Ciliophora, Spirotrichea, Euplotida, Euplotidae. The record is from the annotation of a GenBank genome assembly.